Molecule: messenger RNA, 5591 nt
Organism: Mycetomoellerius zeteki
Lineage: Eukaryota; Metazoa; Arthropoda; Insecta; Hymenoptera; Formicidae
Product: roundabout homolog 2
Exons: 11
Coding region: 961-5250 (1429 amino acids)
Biological process (GO): Roundabout signaling pathway; cell-cell adhesion; axon guidance
Cellular component (GO): plasma membrane; axon
Molecular function (GO): axon guidance receptor activity; protein binding
Source: RefSeq, a predicted model, not a curated record
CAGCGGCGCGCGCGCGACUGUUGAGUCUGUUGACGCCGCGCCGACCGCGCGACGCGACUCGGAGUCGGAAUAGUCGGAUUAUUCUCCCCCUUCGGCGUGCGUUCGGCGUUCGUCGCUCCCAUAGAAUGGACACUCGCCGUCGUAACGACGGCGUUGUCAGCGGCGCGGUGCGCGCAUCGAUCAACCCGUGAGGGAGCGAGGACGACCCUCGCUGUAACUGCCUGUAACCGAAGCGUGGACACCGGAGACGAGACACGAGUUCAGCGAGAGCUCGCUCGAAAGAAUUGCCGCUCACCCCCACCCCCCAGGCUGUCGUCGAAUCUCCGCGUUCAGUUUCCGCGUCGCGUUAUCGAUAACGGAUAUACGACGUAACUAUCGAGGGAAGGAGGGGAGGUAUGGAUAUUCGCCGCCGCUCUCGUCCCCGUGCAAUGGCAGACGCGGCCGCGGACCGGCCGCGACGGGCGAGCCGGCUGAAGUAAGCGGCGGUGUCUCUCGGAGCGAAGUGAUCCGACGGCCGGCACGUAUAUAUCGGCGUGUGUGCGUGUGCGCGCGCGGCCGCGCGUGAACGCGGCGCCAAAGUAUAUUCGCGGAGUGUGUGGUGCGACGAGAUAAAAGAAAAGAGAAAGGAAAAGAAACGUAAACGUCUGUCUGUCCAUCCGUCCUUCGUCCGUCAGCGUGGCGUCGAAGAAAGAAAAAAAAAAGGAGAUCGACCGUCGUUAACGAGAUCGUCGUCGUAACGGCCGUGACGGGCCCGAUGACGCGUGAGUGUUGAUCGGCGUCCUGAGUGUUGAUCUGGGUGCCUUGAUCCUUCAACUUGAACCUUCCCUCCCCUUCUUCUCUCCCAAUCUUCAGUUCGGUUGUGUGUGCGUUUCAACGUGCGAUUGCGUGCAAUCUCUCGGACAGCACGACGGAGAAGAAAAAGGGUACGACGCGCGACGGGGGCAGCCCUCGGAUAUAUUAAUGAAGAUGUGCCGCGGAUUGAUCGAUCGGUUGCUCCUGCUAGCGGCGUUCGGCAUUACAGUCCAAGGACAGCUGAAAUGUCCACGGAUAACCGAGCACCCGUCCGACAUAAUAGUCGCGAAAAAUGAGCCGGUGACGUUGAACUGCAAGGCGGAGGGUAAGCCCGAACCGGUGAUAGAGUGGUACAAGGACGGUGAGCUCGUGCAGACGUCGCCGGGGGACGCCAAGUCACAUCGGGUCCUGCUGCCUACGGGAUCCCUGUUCUUUCUGCGGGUGAUGCACGGCAAGAAGGAGCAGGAUGGUGGUGUAUAUUGGUGCGUCGCGCGGAAUAAGGCUGGAUCCGUCCCGAGUAGGAACGCCACUCUCACAGUCGCAGUGCUGCGGGAUGAGUUUCGCGCGGAGCCACAGAACACGAGGGUCGCCGCCGGGGAGACGGCUUUGCUGGAGUGCGGACCGCCUCGCGGCCAUCCGGAACCAACCCUCCAUUGGAAGAGGAACGGUCACAUAAUAGACCUGGAAGCGACAAAACGGAUAACCCUCGUGGACGGGGGUAACCUAAUGAUAUCUGACGUGAGGCCAGCCGAUCAUGGCAAAUACCAGUGCAUCGCCGAAAACAUGGUCGGCACUAAGGAGUCUGCGGUAGCGAUCCUCACAGUUCAUGUGAAGCCAUACUUCCUGGCUAUGCCGUCGAACCAAACGAUUCUCGUGGAACAGACGGCGGAGUUCGCCUGCAGGGUGGGUGGCGACCCGGAGCCGGAGAUCUUGUGGCGUCGAAACGACGGCAAGAUGCCGAUAGGCCGGGCGCACAUUCUCAAUGACAAAAGUUUACACAUCGAGCGGGUGAACCCCCAGGACCAGGGGACGUACAUCUGCGACGCGGAGAACGGCGUCGGUGCGAUAUCAGCGAGCGCCACUCUUACCGUGCACUCGAGGCCGGUAUUCACCAACUUCCCCAAAGACGAAACGGUAAAUGCCGGCACCGACGUCACCUUCUCAUGCGCCGCGCGGGGUGCUCCGAAACCAUCGAUAUUUUGGACCCGGGAGGGUUCUCAGGAACUAAUGUUCCCCGGCCACACGUAUCAAAGCCACUACACCAUCACGGAAGACGGAAGUCUGAGUAUCAAGGGCGCCGUCAGAAAGGACGAGGGCCACUACGUGUGCAGCGCCAUUAGUCAGGCCGGCGCCAGCACCGCCACCGUAUUUCUUCAGGUGACGUCCGUCGAGGAGACUCCACCACCCAUAAUCGAGCUGGGCCCGGCGAAUCAGACCCUGCCGCUGAAAAGUGUCGCCUCGUUGCCGUGCCGUGCGGUCGGUACACCCACGCCGCGAGUUCACUGGCACAAGGAAGGUGUACUCGUGCGACCAGGCGGCCGCAUCACGAUGGCCAUCAACGGCACGUUAUUCAUCGAUGACCUGCAUGCCAAUGAUUCCGGCCUAUACACCUGUAUCGCCUCGUCGGAAUCCGGCAACACCUCCUGGUCGGCGUACCUGACCAUCAGUACCGGUGCCAGCUUUCAUCGGACGCCCGACGUGUCGGCGUUGCCGCAGAAUCCGAGUAAGCCGCGGAUAGUAAAUGCCACCAGCAACUCCGUCACCCUGACGUGGAGCCCAGGCCAUGAGGGUCAAAGCAAGAUCAUUGGCUACAACAUCGAGUACUACAGCAGCAACCUGAACACCGGCUGGGUAGUGGCAGCCACGGGUGUUCUCGACGACAUCUACACGGUGACAGAUUUAAGGCCGGAGACCAAUUACGUUUUCCUAGUACGAGCGGAAAAUAGCCAGGGGCUCUCGCUGCCCGGACCACUGUCGGACAUCGUACAAACUACUAACGUAAAUCAGCAUACGGUACCGCAAGUGGAACUGACUCGUGCCAGGGAUCGGCUGAACAGCGAGAUUUUACAUCUCAAAGAGGUGCAACCGUUGACCAGUACCAGCGUGAAGAUCAUGUGGGACAUUCUCGGCGCGGCAGAUUUAGUAGAGGGUCUUUAUAUACGAUAUCGCGAGGUUUCCGAGAAACCGGAAUAUCAGAUGGUUACGGUGCUCAACGCUGGCGCUACCAGUUACGUGCUGACUAAUCUGAAAAAGUAUACGCGUUACGAAUUCUUCCUGGUUCCCUUCUACAAGAUAAUCGAAGGUCGACCGAGCAACGUGAAACUGGUCACCACAUUGGAGGACAUGCCCUCGGGCGCUCCCGAGAACGUUCACGUGGGGAUGAUAAAUAUGACCUCGGCGUUCGUUCGGUGGUCACCGCCGCCAAAAAAUACUCAGAACGGUCAAUUGAUUGGUUACAAGAUUCAGAUCAAGAGCAACAGCAGCAACAAGAUCCUGGGUCAAAUGUCCCUGAACGCGUCCACCACGUCGGUGAUCAUCAACAGCCUGACUACUGGCGGUUUAUACACGGCUCGCGUCGCUGGACAAACCCGGAUCGGACUGGGUCCUUUUUCUAGUCCGACUCUGUUAAACAUGGAUCCUGGACAGCUGACGCAAUUACCGCCGCGUACCGAUCCCAGCCACGGAGGUGCGUCCGUUGUCAGAGAAACGUGGUUCCUUGUGCUGAUAAUAACGAUGAUAUUCACCAUUAUCGCCGUGCUGCUGGCCGCCCUAUACGUAAGACGCAGGCAAGCGAUGAGCAAGCAACUGGGUCACUUAAAUGUACCCGUGGGUACCGCAAACGAUAUCUGUCAAUUGAAUAAAGACACGCUCUGGCUGGAACGAGGUUGGCGGCCAACCAAUACCCUCCAGGCUGCCAACGAUAAGGAUUGCGAGACCAAGUUACUCAAUAAUCAGCAUAUGCUGGCGGCCGGUAUAAUGGGCAUGACCGGCUCGGAGUAUGCUGAAGUAAAUCUGACGACGUUCUACAACACACGCAAGCAAAUGCAAGCGCCACCACCGGAGCCGUACGCGACCACGACCCUGUGCGUGGGCAGCCGUAACUCAGACUCGAUCGAGACCAGCUGCCAGAAGUCAAACUCCAGCGAUUCGUGUCUGAAACCGGAUUACUCAAGCCUGGACUCGAAUCAGGAUCCCAACAAGUCUACGGUGUCACCAAGCAGUGACAACAUGAGCGGUGGGGAUGCCGCCUACGCGGACGAGAAUCUGGACAUGCAAAGGAGACAGUAUAGAAUAACAGGCCCUGCAGGCGACGCGCCACAAACCGGUAUGCCGAUGCCUAACUGGUGCGACAUGUUGCCGCCGCCGCCUGAACAUCCACCUCCUCUUGGCACAUCCGUAGCCACUGGUCGGAUGCAGCAGCAGCAGCAGCAUCAGUUGCAACAUUCGCACCAACAGCAACAGCAACAAGUGCCGUUCAGUCCACAUCUCGGCAAGAGAAGUAUUCAGAACGAUCUAGAUCACUGUGGUGGCUCAGGUGCCGUUUCGUGCAAUCCGCAGAGUCCACCUACUCCGCCUAUCAGAGUAACCAAUAGCUUCAGCCCAUCGCCAACACCCUGGAGUAGCAGCGGACAGAGUCAACACUCGGAGACCGGUGCUCUCCAGGUGCCUGGCAACCUUCAAGUUCCGCAGGGCAGGUACACUACGCUACCACCGCAAACUAAUCCGCCACCAUUGCCCUCGUUCCCGCAGGGUUUCAAUCACUACGAUUACAAAAACCAGGAGAAUGAAUACGAGAGUGGCUCUGUAAUUUAUGGUCAUCACCAGAACGGUCUGCCAGACGAUUACGGCGCGCGCGGUGAUCCCGCAUUUGCUCGUUCCAACAAUCAACAGUCCCAUUUAACCCCGUCCGCCAUGAACGAGGAGAUGUAUCGGCACAGAGACGAAAUGUUCCACAACGACAACCUCUAUCAGCCCGAGAAUGACGAGUGGGACAGGAAAUCAUGCGACUCCAACACGCACUCGGACGCAUGUUGCUCGUGCUCGGAAUCGAGCUGCCUCUACGCUGACACCGUGCAAUACAACGCGCAGCAGUACAGUACGGCAUGCGGUCACAGUAGUAGCAGAACGGGUUCCCGAAGCAGGAGUAACAGGAGUCCGCGAAGAAGAAACAGAACGUCCUCGCCCACGUACAGUAGCGACAGCAAUUACUCCUGCAUCCCUCAGAGGCAAUGCGGAAGUACGAAUUCACAGGAGAGACUGAGGCAUAAUCGUAGUAAAGACAAGCUGCCUAAUUUGUCAAGGACGGGCAAUUACAGCCAACACAAUUCUUCGGCCUCUAAUACGAUGAGUAGUACGGGCAGUCAGCGAUACAAUAAGCUAAAUAGUAUCUUUGCAAGCGGCAAUAACCCGAACGCUCCGACGGAGUCUAGUCGACUGGGUGAUCACCGUGAAAGCUAAAUACUACCUGGACGUAGUAAAUACAGGACGUGCCUGAACAAACGGCCUUCGAUCACAACGAACGAUCGUACUCUCGAUUACGGGAGGCCGUUUCGCAAUCAGCAAUGUCGUGGUAGUUCGUCGGUUCGAUUGAGCGCGUCGUAUAUAUAAUAAAAGAUACAUCAUUAGCGUCUCGCAGGGUUGCUAUAUUUCUAUAUAUACUUGACGCAAAACGCUACCGCGUUUCUUUCAACGGCCCACACGCUGGAAAGCUACAUCGAUUUGAUUUGUUGAUUAUACACAAGCUCGGUGACAAUGAAACAGAGUGAAUCUCGUACUUUCUCUGUGUUAUAUAAUAUCAA